This is a messenger RNA of Pomacea canaliculata, 1116 nucleotides long. RefSeq names its product dihydrofolate reductase-like. Gene Ontology annotation, biological process: dihydrofolate metabolic process; tetrahydrofolate biosynthetic process; glycine biosynthetic process. The coding region runs from base 402 to 974 and encodes 190 amino acids. The transcript is spliced from 7 exons. Gene Ontology annotation, molecular function: NADP binding; dihydrofolate reductase activity. The record is from RefSeq and is a predicted model, not a curated record. Lineage: Eukaryota; Metazoa; Mollusca; Gastropoda; Architaenioglossa; Ampullariidae. Gene Ontology annotation, cellular component: mitochondrion.
UCGGGGGAUGGAGAUGCUAUAGCAGCGGUACAUGCUCCUGCUACAUUAUUAUUAGCAUUCAGCUUUUCAUUUACAAUCGAUUUAUAAUAACUCUUCGGGACCGACGGUCGAUAAGAAAGCGCUAGCCAUGAAGUGAGUGGGUCAAAGGUUAUCUGCUGAUAUUGCCUGCAGCCAGGCCGCCAUUGAAACCGCACAGAAAACACAGCGCAUGCGCACACAGUCGCUUGUUCACUGUCGCGAAGCCAUCUUGCAUGACUGGACAUGUGAUGUGAGUUGUGAACACGUGAGGGUAGCACUCGAACCCGCGUGACCUCCCGCGGCCUGUGAAAGCAAGGACUGAGGACUGACGCCGGGUCCUCCUCAGGGGGAUUGGUGUGUUGUAUCUGUGUGGACAACGCAAGAUGUCAGAGGUAGAGGUUGAAAUUGUUGUCGCCAUUCUCGACAAAAACAGGGGCUUUGCUCUUGGCAAGAAAUUUCCAUGGCCCUACCUGAAGGGUGACCACGAAUUUUAUAUUAAUCUGACAACAACUCGGACGGAUCUCAGUAAAAGGAAUGCCUACAUCAUGGGGAGGAACACCUGGGAGGAGUGGCAGGGGAACGAAAAGCAGAACCCGGCGCUGUUCACUGUUGUCACCAGCAGGACCCUCAGGGAUGACGGAGUGCCCCACCUCCAGAAAGUGUUACCUUCCCUUGAGGACGCCAUCACUUACGUGACAACAUCGCCGGUUCGCGAACAAAUCGAGAAAGUGUUUCUCAUGGGCGGCAAGCAGAACUAUGAUCAAUUUAUCGACGAUCCGCGCCUAAAACGGAUCUACGUCACGAGAAUCUUUGGCGACUUCGAGGCUGACGUUGUGUUUCCGGUGUUUGAGCACAGGUUCAAGAGGGUCAGUCCAGCGCCAUCUUUGGACGAAAGUCUGCAGGAGGACAACGGAGUCCAGUAUCAGUUCGAACUUUGGGAACCCAUCAGCAGUUAGUACAACGCAUGUGCAGACAGCAUGGUGUGAUUCACUUCUGGGAUUUUUUCCAACAUGAUUUGAGACAUAUACCUGAGGAUCCAAAUUGGUUACAAUCGCUGCUUGUGAGGCUGGUCGUAAAAACUAAUGAAAGUGUUAUUUC